GAAAAUCAGAUAAGAAUCAGAUAAGAAGACUCCGUGACCCAUGUUUACGAUAGCUGAGGACUAAAUAUAUAGAUAUGGUGUGCGUAGUGUUAAUCAUUUUCUUGUAUUUAGGUAUAACCCUCGGAGCGGAGUAUAACAAGUGCCCGGUCCUUGUUCGUGAGAUUCCAGGGAUCUGUGAAGAUUUCCACUACUCCAAGUAUUGUCCGGACAGCUGCAGAAAUCAUCAGUUGACCUGUCACAACUGUCAUAACACUCAUCAUCCUGAUGCCUGCACCAAAACUACCACGUGUCAGUCAACAGAGGCAUGCGUCAUCACGGCUGCUUUAGAUCCUUCCUUCAGAAUUACUUACAGACAGGGCUGUUUUUCCAAACAGAAUUGCAGUUUGUUUGUCCACGACAACAUUUCUGGCAGGCGGCGGAAUGCGGUCCUUCCCGGGGACUGUUGUUACACUUCCCUUUGUAACCACCGUAAACCGGACGAAACUAGCAGAGAAGCUCUGACGUGUUACUCCUGCACGGAGACAGAUAAUCCCAAGAACUGUGUGACGACAACACAGUGUCUACCAGACCAGCUAUGUGUCGUCACCCAGGCCCUGAAUGCCAAUUUCAAGAUGGUCUACCGACUUGGUUGCAUGGACCGCCACCAAUGUGAUGCGUUUCGUCAUGAUGGUCUUGGAAACAGACGCUCUAUAGUUGCUAUGGGUGAUUGCUGUGAUCACGAUCGUUGUAAUUCGUACACACCAGAGGAAAUUGGAUCCCCCACAUUCAAUUCCAAAGAUUGUAAAGACGUGGACGCUAAUGUCUGCCAUGGUCUGAGACAUUCCAACCACGUAGAUCGCUGUCAGGACAAAGAAUUCGCCAACGUGUUCUGUCCAAAAACUUGCAACACCUGCUUUAAGUGCUACAACUGUUUCGUUGCGAGUGCUCAAAACUUUAAUCUGUGUUCCAAGAGCAACUACUCCGUGUGUGAAACUAAAACACAGUCCUGUGUCACAGACCUAUUCAACGGGAUAACAAUGAUGACUUGUGUCAAUGAUACACUUUGUGCAGAUGACAAAAUCAACAAUGAUAAAAAAUGCUGUAAACAUGAUUUCUGUAACACGCUCGACUCACUCACCACAACACCAAGUACAGUGAAAACGAGUCCUACCACAACGGAAGUGACGACACCAAGUACAGCGAAAACGAGUCCUACCACAACGGAAGUGACGACACCAAGUACAGUGAAAACGAAUCCUACCACAACGGAAGUGACGACACCAAGUACAGUGAAAACGAAUCCUACCACAGUCAAAGUGACGACACCAAGUACAGUGAAAACGAGUCCUACCACAACGGAAGUGACGACACCAAGUACAAAGAAGACAAGUCUCACAACAGGAAGCACAUUCGGAUUUAUAACAAUACCCCACCAACAACCAACAACCACCGCCCAUAUCUGGGCCACACUCGGCACGCCCCCUCACUCCACAAAGUGGGUCACUUUACCCCGGUCGGGACACGGACAACAACCACCGUCAAGGAAAUAACUUUCGAACUGUAAAUAUGUAUAUUUAUUGGAAUAAAUUCACAAAUACGUGUAA
Ostrea edulis (European flat oyster) is the source of this 1583-nucleotide messenger RNA. Its product is annotated as mucin-2-like. Lineage: Eukaryota; Metazoa; Mollusca; Bivalvia; Ostreida; Ostreidae. The record is from RefSeq and is a predicted model, not a curated record. Bases 75 to 1529 code for a protein of 484 amino acids. The transcript is spliced from 13 exons.